This is a messenger RNA of Eucalyptus grandis, 3281 nucleotides long. Its product is annotated as putative receptor-like protein kinase At3g47110. Lineage: Eukaryota; Viridiplantae; Streptophyta; Magnoliopsida; Myrtales; Myrtaceae. The record is from RefSeq and is a predicted model, not a curated record. The transcript has 2 exons. Bases 528 to 3047 code for a protein of 839 amino acids. Gene Ontology annotation, biological process: protein phosphorylation. Gene Ontology annotation, molecular function: receptor serine/threonine kinase binding; protein kinase activity; ATP binding.
AACGACUAUUUCUUAUUCUCAACUUUGCCCUCUUCUGGUGGUGGAGCUCAAUCACAAUCUUCAAAGCAUACUCGCAAAACCAUACAGAUCAGCUCGCGUUAGCCUCCUUCAAAAACGCGAUACACGAAGACCCAUUUGGAGUCUUGAGCUCUUGGAACGAUUCUACUCAUCAUUGUGAGUGGCAAGGUGUUUUGUGCAGCAAAAGAUAUCCUUGGAGAGUCACAUCCCUAGUCCUGAGUUCACAAGGCUUGAAAGGCUUCCUAUCUCCUCAAGUAGGUAACCUCUCUUUUCUAAGGGUUAUUAUUCUACAAAACAAUAGCUUCCAUGGUGAAAUCCCACCACAGAUUGGCAACUUGCUGCAGCUACGUGUUCUUGUUCUUAGUAAUAACUCAUUUGGUGGGCCGAUCCCCUCCAAUCUUUCCCGCUGCUUGAACCUCAACACCCUAAAUCUCAUAGAUAACCAACUUGUGGGGGGAAUCCAUUCCGAUCUUGGUUCUUUAACAAGACUUAAAGGCUUGGGUUUGUCUAUGAACGGUCUUGUAGGUCCUAUUCCUCAUUCGAUUGGAAACCUCUCACAGCUACAAAAGCUCUCCCUGAGAGCAAAUGUGUUAAGCGGAGAAAUACCUAAGGAAUUGUCCAGACUCAAGAGAUUGGUACUUUUCCAACUAUCUUCCAACAAACUAACCGGUGAGGUUCCAGCAGGGAUUUUAAACAUCUCUGACAUUUUUGUAUUCGAUGUUAGUUAUAACCAGUUGCGGGGAACCUUUCUCAAUGAUGUCAGCACCACUUUCCCUUCUCUCUUUCUCCUUGCCGCCAACUAUAACUUGUUCACCGGGAUGAUUCCGUCAAUGUUAACGAAUGCCACAGGUCUUGAAAUACUUUUCCUUGACAACAACAAUUUCCAUGGGCCAAUACCGAAAAAUCUGGGAAGUCUAAAGCACCUCCAAAUAAUUGCAUCGGCUCAUAACCACUUGCAGGAUGACUUGAGUUUUAUUUCUUCUUUAGUUAAUUGUUCCAACUUAAAAGUUCUCCAGAUGGAGGAGAACUUUCUUCAUGGAUCGUUGCCGGGAUCCUUCUCCAAUCUCUCCACCAGCAUUAAGCGAAUUUCUUUGUCAUACAAUCGGAUCCAAGGAUCUAUUCCUUUAGCCCUCGGAAAUCUCUUCAACUUGUCUGUGUUGGGUUUAUCAAAUAAUCUUCUAAUCGAUCGCAUUCUUGACUCCACUGGAACACUUCACAACUUGCAGCAACUUUAUUUGAGGGGAAACAUGUUUACUGGAGAGAUACCAUCUUCGAUUGGUAACAUUACAUUGUUAGGUAUUCUUGACCUUUCCUCCAACAUUUUCCAAGGCUACAUACCACAAAGUCUUGGCAACUGCAAACAACUAAUUGAGCUUGAUCUUUCAAACAAUAAACUAGUUGGCUCAGUUCCUAUUGAAAUCAUGGGUCUUUAUUCCUUGUCAAUCGUCCUUAGUUUAGCAAAUAAUAAUUUAAGUGGAUUUCUUCCAUUGCAAGUCGGAUCUUUAAAGAAUCUUGGCGAAUUAGAUCUGUCUCACAACAGAUUGACUGGCUUAAUUCCGGCCUCCAUCAGCCAGUGCUUGAGAUUAGAAUGGCUUCGCAUAGAAGCUAAUUCUUUUCAUGGUCAAAUUUCCCAAGCUUUACACCCAUUACGAGGUCUACAAGAGUUGGAUCUUUCCAAUAAUAAUUUUUCUGGUCCAAUCCCGAGCUUUCUCGUAGAGCUCUCGCUACUCAAGUACUUGAAUUUGUCCUUCAAUCAACUAGAAGGACAAGUUCCAGAGGGUGGAGUUUUUCAUAAUGCGAGUGCUAUAUCAGUUUCUGGAAACAUACAACUUUGUGGAGGUAUUCCGGGUCUGAAGCUUCCUCUUUGCAAAUCACCAACCUCUAACAAGUCUUCUUCAACCAAGGCCAUAGUGACAUUUGCGGUAGCUGUCAGUUUAUUAUGUUUAGCUUUGUUGUUCCUGUCUAUCUUCUAUUACUGCAAAAAGAAGCAGAUGACAACCAAUGCCUUGACAUUGUCAUCCUUCGAGCACCAAUUCUUGAGGAUUUCUUAUGAAGAUAUCCUAAGAGCUACUGAUAGAUUCUCUGAGACCAAUGUGAUUGGUAAAGGUAGUUACGGCACGGUUUAUAAGGGGAUUCUUGAUGGUUGUGCGACUAUGGCAGUGAAGGUGCUCAAUUUAACACAAAGAGGAGCUUCAAGGAGCUUUGUCUCUGAAUGUCGAACUCUCGGAAUCAUUAGACACAGAAAUCUAGUAAAGAUACUAAGUGUCUGUUCGAGCGUGGACUUUUGUGGCAAUGACUUCAAAGCUCUAAUAUAUGAGUUCAUGGCUAAUAGGAGCUUGGAGGAGUGGCUGCACCCUGGGACUAUAGGACAAGAUGAUGAGCAUAGCGAAUCGAGAAAUCUCAAACUAUUGCAAAGGUUAAACAUCGCCAUCGACAUAGCUACCGCGAUAGAAUAUCUCCACAAGGGUUGCUAUCCAGCCAUCGUCCAUGGAGAUCUAAAGCCGAGUAAUGUGCUUCUGGACAAUGACAUGAUGGCUCGAGUUGGAGAUUUUGGGCUUGCAAGGAUCAUUUCAACGAUGUCUGCUGAAGCCAUAGGAGUUCAAGAUCAAGGGAGUUCAACUUCAACUGCAGUCAGAGGAUCUAUAGGCUACGUGCCUCCUGAGUAUGGCAUAGGACACAAGGUUUCCCCACUUGGGGAUGCAUAUAGUUAUGGCAUUUUAUUAUUGGAGAUGUUCACUGGAAAGAGACCCACCGAAGAGGCCUUUGGGCACCAUCUUAACCUCCACAACUUUGCUCGAAUGGCUCUUCUGAAUCAAGCAAUGGACAUUGUAGACUUAAGGCUUUGGGGUGAAGCUGGUGAUCGACAUCAAGAGAUCAAGAUAAGAGAUUGCAUUAUCUCCGUAUUUGAAGUUGGAGUUGCGUGUUCGAUGGAAUCACCGCUAGAUCGGAUGGACUUGACCGAGGCAAUCAGGAAAUUACACUUGAUCAAGGUGAGUUAUGAAACCAAAGAGAGGAGGAUAGGUACAUAGCUAAAUCAGCUUUCUCAUUUCAUCUUAGAACUCUUUCACUAGUAAAGAAAAUCAUUGUGCAAAGGGAGUGUAGCAAUUUGACAUGAAUGUCUGCCUAGCUAGUAUGCGUCUCCAUUCCUAAUAUGUGUAUUUUUAAUAAUUGAACCAAAAUCUAUAUUUAAUCACCGUAGAAGGUGGAUGUAUGGACUUAUAGUCUACCUAUUUUCAAUAAGUAACCACGUAAAAUUUGAUGAA